GCCAUGUCGCUGUCCAGGAUGGCACGCCUUCCUGCCGCCGUCGCCCGCGGUGCCCUGCGCGGGCCCGCGCCGUGCCCCGCGAGCCGCCGAGGCUUCCUGGGCGUGUCCGCCGCGCGUCUGCAGGCAAAGGGCGACGUGAUCGGGAUCGACCUAGGCACCACGAACUCCUGCGUGGCGGUUAUGGAGGGCAGCACCCCCAAGGUCAUCGAGAACAGCGAGGGCAUGCGCACCACGCCGUCGAUGGUGGGCUUCACCUCCGACGGGCAGCGCCUAGUCGGCAUCCCCGCGAAGCGGCAGGCGGUCACCAACCCGGAGAACACGGUGUUCGCCGCCAAGCGGCUCAUCGGCCGGGCCUUCGACGACGAGGCGACGAAAAAGGACAUGAAACACCUUCCAUACAAGGUGGUCAAGGCGCGCGCCCGUGACUCCCGCUGGCAGACUGCUGGUGCCCACCACCACCGCACCACUCCGCCUCCGCCUUCUUCUGGCUUCCUUCCGGAGUGCUGUUGCUCCUGCGCAUGCACCUAUACUCCGAUAGCGAGUCUGCCCACCCAGACCGAGCCAACAGAGAAUACACGAGAAGAGAAACACGUUCCAGGAUUGUUGUUUGUCGAGCGAGGGUAG
Messenger RNA from Prorocentrum cordatum, 624 nucleotides. NCBI's taxonomy places the organism in Eukaryota, Dinophyceae, Prorocentrales, Prorocentraceae. The record is from the annotation of a GenBank genome assembly.